Messenger RNA from Dunckerocampus dactyliophorus (ringed pipefish), 1820 nucleotides. RefSeq names its product gastrula zinc finger protein XlCGF57.1-like. The record is from RefSeq and is a predicted model, not a curated record. NCBI's taxonomy places the organism in Eukaryota, Metazoa, Chordata, Actinopteri, Syngnathiformes, Syngnathidae. The transcript is spliced from 2 exons. Bases 98 to 1549 code for a protein of 483 amino acids. Gene Ontology annotation, biological process: regulation of immune system process; regulation of cytokine production; negative regulation of transcription by RNA polymerase II.
CGCACAUCUCCACUUCCGCUUCAUUUGGCCAAAGCGGAGUCGAAGUGGAAUCAUCGCGGAGUGUAACGGAGGUAAAACAAAGAAAACAACAUUUAAAAUGUUGAAAGAGUUGGUGAAGCAGCGACUAAUGGCGGCGGCCGAUGAAAUACUGGCGCUGUUUGAAAGAACGAUAGCGUCAUACGAGGAGGAACUCUCUCGAACGAGAGAGGAAAAGGAGCGACAUCGACAGCAACUGGAAGUCGUUAGCAAGACUGGGAUUGUGCUACACGUUGAAGACGGCCACCAGCUAAUUGGUCAUCAGGAUCGACGUGCCCCUCGGCCGCGGGAGGGGAUCUCCGCUUUGAAGCAGAAGGAUCCACAGCCCCCCUACGUGAAAGACGAAGAGGAGGAACUCUGGAUCACUGAGGAGGUUGAUCUCGCCAAGUUGCCACUGACUGUCGUCUCUGUGAAGCCUGAAGAGCGUGAAGACGAACCACAAGCAGAGCACACGUUGUCACACCCCCCUGAGGGUGAAGACGGGGACGAUACCCGAGAAGCUUUGAGCUGUGAUGCAAACUGUGACGGUGAUAUGAGGACUCGCGCUGACCACAAACACUCGGAAUGCCCUAAAAAGAAGACAGGUAAAAGUUUUACCUGUUCAGUUUGUGGUAAAAGAUUUAUUCAGAAGGUUGAUUUGACUCGACACACGAGAACACACACGGGAGAAAAACCAUUUCAGUGCUUAAUUUGCAAUAAAAGGUUCACUCAAAAGGCGCACAUGAUCUCGCACAUGAGAAAACACACAGAAGAAAAACCUUUUAGCUGCUCAGUUUGCGGCGAGAGCUUUUUUUACAAGCACUGCUUGACGCGACACAUGGGAACGCACACCACGGAAAAACCCUUCAGGUGCUCAUUUUGUUGGAAAAGAUUCACCCAGAAGGCACACAUGGAAUCACACAUGAGGAUACACACAGGGGAGAAACCCUUUACAUGUUCCGUGUGUGGUAAAGGAUUUUCUCACAAUGCAACUAUGGUUUCCCACAUGAGAACGCACACAGGUGAAAAACCUUUUAGUUGCUCAGUUUGUGGCGAAAGCUUUUCUUCCAAGAGCAAUUUGACACGACACAUGCAGACGCACACUGGAGAAAAACCCUUCAGUUGUUCAGUUUGUGGUAAAAAAUUUUCGCUGAAGUCCACCAUGGUAGCACACAUGGCGACGCACACGGGAGAAAAAGCCUUUGAGUGCUCUGUUUGCUCCAAAAGCUUUUCGCAUAAGAGUGAUUUGAUUCGACACGCAAGAACGCACACGGGAGAAAAACCUUUUCAGUGCUCAGUUUGCGAGAAAAGAUUCUUUCGUAAAUCGGUUAUGUUGUCGCACGUGAGAACUCACACAGGAGAAAAACCUUUCGGUUGUUCAGUCUGCGCUAAGAGAUUCACUCAAAAGGUAAAUAUGGAAUCCCACAUGAGAACACACGGUGGAGAAAACCCAUUUAGUGUCUCGGGUUGUGGGCAAAACGAUUCGCCAAACAAAAGUUUGACAGCCCGUGUGGCGACACACGAGGGAGAAUAAAGGUUUUGCUGUCCAGUUUGUGUUUUUAAAAAAUCCUAGAAGUGCACAUAAGUGAUCAUGAAAAUAUUCCAUAUUGCUAACACUGUACGAAAAAUCGCUGUAACUGUUGGGUGUACGUUGUAGGUGUAAAAAACAUUGAAUAUUUGAAGUUUGUGUUGCACACCUUCUUUGUAAUAAAGAUGGUUUUCAUAGUGACCUUUGCAGCUUUUCUUUGUGUAAGAGGAUCACAUUAACUCUUGCAAAUGUAUUGGAUCAUGUUAAGCCAGUGAAA